UCAGUGCCCUGCAGAGAGUGUCAAGUAUUUUAGUGUAUAUGCAAUCCUCUGCAGAAGCUAGGCCAACUGACUUGUUUUUAUGGGGCAAGUAAUGCAAAGAUGGAAAGCAGAUAAUUUGGACUACCUUGAAAAAUUCAGGUAUUUCCAUUACUUUUAUUUAAUUGUUUACUUUUAUUUAUUGAAUUGAAGCAGUAGCUUGCUGCCUAACAUUACUAACCCACUGAGGGUAAAGAGGGUAUCUGAAGUGUUGCGUAUUAUUAUGAAAAAUUUUUUCCUGGUGUUUUCUCUGGAGACUUCUAUUGCUGGAAGGAAUGAAGGAUGCUGCUGAUUUUGUGAGGGGGCUAUUGAGGUGUAGAGAUCUGCAUCUGAGGAAGGCUGGUCUAGGAAGAGAAAGAAUUAUGAUGAGGGGAGAUGUACGGAUGAGACCUUGGGUGCUGAUGGUGUGUGAUACUGCUCUGUCUCUCACAGACAACUCCUCCAGCAUGAAAGUCUCCCUAAGGCAGAACAAUAAAGCUUUGGCUCUAGCCCUCAAUGCAGAGAAAGCCAACGCACAGCGGCUCACCCAGGAGAAGGCCGUCCUACAGAAGGAGGUGAAGCAGUGCCACUUCCAGAACGCUGUGCUGCGGCACAGGCUCUCCUUCAUGAAUAAUAUGUUGAAAAAAAUGGACAAUCUUAUGGCUGAAGUUAAGAUGGCUCAGCUGUCUCAGUUCCAUACAAAUUCUCCAUCCUUGUCCAGUGGCCAAAAGAGCAGCAUGACUGAAGAUAGCUGGGCUGAUGAUAUUGCAGAUGGUCAGCUUCUGAGGGUUAUACAGAUGCCAAUGAGAGUGCCCAUUUCCCAGAUACAUGAUGCAGAGCAGCAAGCUAGCAGAUCCACAACAGUACGAACAUCCUCAGGGGAACUUCAGAGACCUGCUUCUAAGCAGCCCCUGAAUAUUUUGCCUCUUGCCUCUAAAGAUACCUUGCCACCACAGCAUGAUGAGAAGCUUCAGUUCCACCAAGAGAAGAAUGGCAAGAAGGUGACUGAAGCAACGGCAACAGAGGAGGCUUUUCGUGACUCUCACAUCUUUGGAGAGGUUUUGUGCACCACUGAACAAAAUCCCAACAAUCUGCCAGCACUUGCCUGGGAAAGUCAUACUCUUUCAUAUGAAGCUGAUGAGAUGGUAAAACAUGUCAUUGAUCGUUUUUCACAAGGGCACAUUACUCUGAGGAGAAAACGUUCCACCUUGUUUGCUACAAGCACUCCAUCUUCUGCUCUGGAUAUCUUACAUGUCAGUUCCACUCAGGCAGCUCAGGGUAGUACUGCACAGGACAACAGCAGCUCCAGCAAGAACAACACACAGCAACAGCUGACAUCUCCCAGCCCCCUGUCUUCACCUGUUCAAACUGCUGCUAUUUCUCAUAGAAACUCUGUGGGUACAGAGAUCUUUUGUGAGCAGCCACAGACAAAAGAAAUGGGGUGUGGUGUUGAAACAGAUCCCAGCUUUAGCCAAGUCCCUGAGUUUGUUCCUGUAAAGGUUAAAAGCAAAGGUAGCUGUAAAACUGGAGAGAAAAAGACUGUUAAGAAAGCAAGAGCAGGAAAAAAGAAAACAACUGCAAUUAAAAACAAUGCAGAAAAUACUCCUAAUAGAUCUCAAGGCGAAGAGUGUGCUCAAAAUACAAAAAAGAUUCUUCAGCCAGAAGUUGCAACAUGUUCUAGUGAAAUUAAAGUCUGUGAGGUGGAGCAGAAGGCAUGUGAGGGGGCUUUUGACAGGAAGAAUAGACACUCUGGUCUAGAGCACCAUUCCCACUCUCCUCAUGGAGUCCAAGACUUUGGAAGUACAUGUGAUGUGAAUCCAGCACAGCUGCAGAGUCUUGAAAGUGUUGACUCAAUGCAGCAGGUUAAGAAGGGACCUAACUUUGAGAUGCAAAGUAUGGAGAGCUUGCUAAAACCCCCAGUUCACACCUUCUCAAGUCAGGAAGUUCCCUCAGGUGAUUCCAGUCUACAAAAUUCUACAAAAUUCUCAAGUGUGAGCAGGAAGAGCAUCAGACAGAAAAUCAAGAGAAAAACUACAGUAAUUAGGCAAAGAGAUGAUUCUGAUGAGGAAUAUCUGCCAAACAAUGUGAUAAUACCAGAGACCAAAGGUGAGGAACAGCCUAAAAAAAGCCAAAGAAGCAGGAAGAAUACUGUCAGGGAAAGCAGUUGUAAUCAGAGAAAUGAAGUUAAUGUGUCUAGGCCCUGGAUAGGCGUUCAAGGAGCAGCUAAUGAGAGCACAAAGGAUUUGCCAGGUAAUCUUAAACAGCGCAGGGAAACAUAUAUUGUCUGUAUUUCUGAUCUUGCAGGAAACUUGGGUAGUUUCCAGACAGAAUUUGAAGCAGGUGAAAAUGUUCCUCCCAGGUCUGUUACUGGGAGCAAAGCAAGCAAAAUCCCCAGGCCUGCUAAGACCAAUCAAAAGAGCAAUAAAAAAGAGACAGAGGGCAUUCAAAAAGAAGGGCAAGGUGAAGUUGACAACAACAUGAAUGCUUUGAAAAAAGAAGCUUCUUGCAAACCCAGGCCUCAGAUGAAGAGGAGCAGCUUUCAACCUCCAGAGACUCAUUCUCUGGCCAGAAAAAGUGAUGGUGCCAAAGUUCUCAUUGGAAGUUCCACAGAACUUGCAUCCAAGCAAACUGUCCUGAUGGGGAAGUUUUCCUGCAUUACACAUCUGCUGUCUGAGCCAGAUGCUUUUCUGGACGAGCAGCUACCUGACAUAUCACUUGCAGACCUUUCACACAGUCUUGAAUCCUCUCACGUGAGCAGUUCUGCAGUUCUGCCUGUCAGCUCCAGACUUACAGAAGUACCAGUUUCCAAGAGCUUAAGUACUGAGGACAACAAAAUGCCAGCAAAAUCCCAUGCUUGGUUGAAAAACUCCCUGAUAUUUAAAGAAAAGACUGAAGAGGACAUACCUGGGGAAAGGAACCAAGUGCAGUCAAGUUCUUGGAGCUCAUCUUCACAGAAACCCGAUAUCAGGCCACUACGGGACUUGAACAAUACCAGGGUUCUGUCUCCCUCUGGCUCAGAGGAAGCAUCAGGGCGCUCAUCCAGGCGGAAACUGAAGCCAAUGUGCUACAAAGAGCCAUCAAUCAACAGGAAACUGAGGCAGGGUGACCCAUUUACAGACACCAAGUUCCUCCACUCUCCUCUCUACAAAAGAAAAAAGAAGCCUGACAAUGCCAAGGGAAUGACCAAGAAGAUGAAAGAGGACAAAGAAUGGCUUCCUGAAGGAUGUCUUGGUGACAAGGCAACAGAAGGGAGUCAGAAUUAGAAUAGUGGUUUAAAGGCAGCCCCCAAGGUCCUAGAAGCUCGUGAAUUUAGCUGCAAGGCUCCAACUUUGAAUGCAGAGGCAUGAGCAAAGAUGGAGGUGGCUGACCAGGCAGCUGAACUACUCCAACUAAGGCAACCCAAGGACCAAUUUGUCAAGUUGAGCCUUAUACUGUGGAUUUCUUCUGUUUUCAAAUCUUUGGGACUCGUGGAGUGGGGAAAGUGGUUGAUACAAAUUGAUGGAUGUCUGUUUUAAUUAUGAGCAUGGCCCUUUUGUGUUGUAUGAACAGCCCCUAGCUAUCUUCUGCUUCCUUCCUGUUCUCUCCGCCUGUCUGCCAUGUAAAGCUCCCUGCAGCAGAAGAUGAGCUCUGUACCGACCAACAUUAAGGAAUAUUUGAAACAUGGGAUGUGUAGGACCUAAGCAUGUCUUGUCUCAAACAUUCUGAGUGUUGCUACAGAAAAGGUGAUCAGAGGAGAGGGUCCUGUGGGACAGAGCUCUUUAAAAACAUCUCCCCUUUUCCUAUGACUUCUUGCCCUUUUUAUAAAGUACUGCCUUCAGCCUUCUUGUAGCCCCUUGAGGUACUGGAAGGUGCAAUAAGGUUUUUUUUAGCACCUUGUCUUUCAUGCUGAACAACCUCAGCUCUCUCAGCCUGUCUUCAUAGGAGAGGUAUAUUGCUGUCCUCAGAGGACUACAGAAGAUGGAAACUUCGUUAGUAGAGGAAGAAUAGUGUCAUCUGCAGUCAGAUAAAUGCUACUACAUAGCUACAUUUAAGCUGUACUGUUAAGUUGAAACUAGGAAUCAAAAAGCCUAAGAUUCAAAAAUGCCCCUUUACCUUAUUAUUUAUUUGUUUUCUGGGAGUUACCAAGCUUUCUCUGGUACUCUGUAACUCUGGAAGCCAGGUAGGAGCUAGUGAAUAACAGGGAAUUUGUUAUAGGUGCUGCUGUAUUAGAACAUGCUUGUGUUGACCCACUGAUGUCAGAAGCCAGGCAGGAACAUAGAUCUCCAGCUGUUCCCAGUAAUUGUUUUCAUUGCCUCUGUGAGUCAGAAAUGGGACUUUUUCUAGCUGCAUUUAUGUGUUUGUGCUAAUAACAGAAUAGUAUAUUGUAUUAAUUCACAUUGAAGGUACAGAGACAGCUGGUAGUAGUUACAGAGCUGUGCUUCAAACACAUGGCAAUACCAGCUCCUUUAGUCUAACAUUGGUAUCUCCAUCCUAAUCACCACCUAUAGCAGUCAGCUGGAGGGGGAGAGUUUGUUCAUGUGUUUGUUCAGUUUCUGUUUUGCUGAGUGAUGAUGUAUUUGUUUGUAUUACUUCCCAAAUAAAAUUUUAAUGCAAAUGGUAUCUUCAAAUUCUUGUAUACUACCUGAUGCUUACCAUAACACUACACAUAACACCUUUGCCUAGGCCAGAACAAAUUAAAACUCUAUUCUAAGAAGUGACAUACUUUGUGUUUAUAUCACAUUUCAGCAGUACUGGACUGUGCUGAAAGCUACUGGAGUCUCUCUCUGAGGCAGAGUUUCCCCAUAUCUUCUAAUCACACAAAGGAAGGAGACACAAAGAAUGUUAGCUGGCUUUUAUUUUAGUCUGAAUUAAAAAUAUUCCUUAAAAAAACCCAACACACAACCAUGGAUGGAAUAAGUUUUCACAGUCAUGAUCUGACUUGCUGUAAGACAACAUAGGAAAGCAGUAGUCCAGACAAUUGGAGAAAAGUUUGCACCUUUAUGAAAUGUGGGGUGAGGGAAGAGGGUAACAGUUCCUAUGCUUCACAUCCAGUCAGAAGGAGCAUAACUAAAUGCAUGCCCUGCAUUUAGACACUGCAGCAUGGCUUUGGUAGGCUCUUAGCCUAUAAGGCUUGUUUCCAGCAUUUACUAAGUGCUACUCAAAUGCUACAGUCCUGACUGUAGCAAUGGAACCAAAUCCCUUGGUAUCAGGGUACUGUGCUCUGGUUGGCAAUACAAGAUAAAAUUCAGGAGGGCUUUGGUUGAGCUGGUAUAGCCCUCUGAGCUCAUUUACACUCACUGGGAAGUACUGGAGAGAGGAGGAUGGGAUUCAUUUCUGUGGGCUGCUGAACAGUAGGUCACCGCUGGUUUGACCAGAGCUGUGACACAAACUGGCCUUCAGAUGGAGAGGAAGAGAGAAACAUAGAUCAAAGUCAGAGAAAAACCUCAGGUCUGCUGUGAACAAAA
Messenger RNA from Oenanthe melanoleuca, 5459 nucleotides. RefSeq names its product shugoshin 2-like. The record is from RefSeq and is a predicted model, not a curated record. Gene Ontology annotation, cellular component: chromosome, centromeric region. The coding region runs from base 312 to 3278 and encodes 988 amino acids. NCBI's taxonomy places the organism in Eukaryota, Metazoa, Chordata, Aves, Passeriformes, Muscicapidae. The transcript has 7 exons.